AUGGGGGAAAGAACAUUGUCCGGUUCCUUGUCUCUAAGCACGUCUCCCCCUAUUUCCUCAGGUAGCCGAGAGGCUGCUUUUGUCUACGCGAUUUCCUCUGCUGGUGUGGUGUAUGCUAUCACACGAGCUUGCAGCCAGGGAGAACUGAACAGCUGUAAUUGUGACUCUCAUAAGAGGGACAAAGACCGGGAUCGGAGAGGGGAGUUCGACUGGGGAGGCUGCAGUGACAACAUCAACUAUGGAAUCAAGUUCUCCAAAGAUUUUGUGGAUGCCAAGGAGAAGAAGGAAAAGGAUGCCAGGGCACUGAUGAACCUACACAACAACCGUUGCGGCAGGACGGCUGUGAAAAAAUUCAUGAAGCUGGAGUGUAAAUGCCACGGUGUUAGUGGAUCCUGUACAUUAAGGACUUGUUGGUUAGCAAUGUCGGACUUUCGAAAGACUGGAGAUUACCUGCGAAAGAAAUACCACUUGGCGAUUCAGGUCACCAUGAACCAGGAUGGAACCGGUUUCACUGUCACCAACAAACACUCAGACAGGCUGAUCAAGAACGACUUAGUGUACUUUGAGAACUCGCCCGAUUACUGUGUCAUGGAUAAAGCUGCAGGGUCUUUGGGCACAGCAGGAAGAAUGUGUAACAAGUCAUCCAAGGACACAGACGGCUGUGAAGUGAUGUGCUGCGGCCGGGGCUAUGAUACCACUCGAGUUGUGCGAGUCACUAAGUGCGAGUGCAAGUUCCACUGGUGCUGUGCAGUAAAAUGCAAGGAGUGCCAACAGACAGUCGAUUUUCACACCUGCAAAGCUCCUAAACGCGCUGCUUGGCUUGACCAGACAUGAUCACAGCCAGCAACGCCGCCUCAACAUGGGACAUGCGUGAAGGCACGUGGCAUUUUGGGGAGUUGUAGUUUAGCUGCAUGGCUUUUCUUUUUAAUUAAUACCCUGUGAAGCACUAAAGAAUGGACUACACGUCCCGGGGACCAUGGUGAACCACUGCACAUGUUCAGUAAAUCAUCGCAUAUUCCUUAUGAAUAGGGGGAAUUGCAAUACAAAGCAUAAAUCCUGAACCUUAUCAUUCGCAAUUUUAAUUGUUUUUCCCAAAUGGAACAGUGCAACUGUCUAUAAAGAGACUUUAUAAAAGUGAAGAACAAGGCUUCUGUAGUUGUCAAAUGAUGGGGACCUCCCUGUAGCACCAGCUGCAUGUGACUAAUUUCUACAAUCUGGGUUUUUUAUUAUUAUUGGUACAUCAAUGCCUUAUUAACAAGUGAAAAAGCUGCUGACCACUUCUAACGAUCAUUCAGAAGGAUUCAAAGCUGCAUUCUGUGCAAGGAACAGGAGCCUGCACUUUCCGAAGGCAAUUGCAUAACUGUAUAUUAACAAGACAACCUGCACUAUGAACAUUAGCUCCAAGAGGAUAGCAGUGAAAGAGAGAGAGACAGUGAAAGAGAGAGAGAAAGAAAGCGAGUGAGAGUGUUACAGAGACUUGCCUGGUCAUGACUGAUCUGUCUGUUGAUUUGAACUCAUGUCAAGAGCUACAGCCUGCAAUCUGUAACAGGAAUUCUGCAAAGACAAUAAGAAAUAAGGUUUAGCUCUGAAUUGUUGCUGCUGAUUUCAAUAGUGCAACUCACCAGAACUUUUUUAUGAUUUAAGAAUGAUUUUUUUAAAUUGUAAUAAUUCUUACAUUGCUAUAGUAUGUUAAUGUUUGGCAAUCUGCAAGUGCAGUUCCUACAGUCAUAAGCUGAUGCAAAAACAAAACUGCAUUCUACGCUGUACUGUAAUUUGAAGGCACCCCACCUGAGUACAUUGUUUGUAAUUUCACAGACAAACCUUUUUCUAAUU
This is a messenger RNA of Rhincodon typus (whale shark), 1833 nucleotides long. It is a transcript of the gene wnt2bb, whose product is annotated as wingless-type MMTV integration site family, member 2Bb. The coding region runs from base 1 to 834 and encodes 277 amino acids. Gene Ontology annotation, molecular function: cytokine activity; frizzled binding. Gene Ontology annotation, biological process: multicellular organism development; cell fate commitment; neuron differentiation. Gene Ontology annotation, cellular component: extracellular region. Lineage: Eukaryota; Metazoa; Chordata; Chondrichthyes; Orectolobiformes; Rhincodontidae. The transcript has 3 exons. The record is from RefSeq and is a predicted model, not a curated record.